This is a messenger RNA of Malassezia japonica, 678 nucleotides long. It is a transcript of the gene SNF7, whose product is annotated as ESCRT-III subunit protein snf7. The transcript is spliced from 3 exons. Gene Ontology annotation, cellular component: cytoplasmic side of plasma membrane; ESCRT III complex; multivesicular body. Gene Ontology annotation, biological process: vesicle budding from membrane; late endosome to vacuole transport via multivesicular body sorting pathway. NCBI's taxonomy places the organism in Eukaryota, Fungi, Basidiomycota, Malasseziomycetes, Malasseziales, Malasseziaceae. The record is from RefSeq and is a predicted model, not a curated record. The coding region runs from base 1 to 678 and encodes 225 amino acids.
AUGUCGGGGUGGCUCAACUGGGUGAGCGGCAAGCGCGACAACAAGAAUGCGGCGCGCGACGCAAUCAUCGGGCUGCGUGAACAGCUGCACCUCAUCAACAAGAAAGAGGAGCAUCUCCUGACCAAGAUCGACGACGAGCUGCGGAAGGCCAAAGCGAAUGUCACGACGAACAAGCGGGCGGCGCAGGCGGCGCUCCGGCAAAAGAAGCUGUACGAGACCGAGCUCGACCGUCUCUCGGGCAACCGCAUGACGCUCGAGACACAGGUCAAUGCGAUCGAGAACGCCAAUAUGAACCUCGAGACGAUGCGCGCGAUGCAGCGCGGCUCGGCGGCGCUGAAAAACAUUCACCAGAACAUGGACAUCGACAAGGUCGACAAUACUAUGGACAACAUCCGCGAGCAGAUGGCGCUCUCGAACGAGAUCUCCGAGGCGAUCUCGAACCCGGUCGGAAUGGGCAACGAGCUCGACGAAGACGAGCUGCGCGACGAGCUCCAGGAGCUCGAGCAGGAGGAACUCAACGAGCGCCUUGUGGGCGCAGACGCUGCGCCGGCACAUACCUUGCCUACGCCUGCGCCGGCGGCAGCGAGUCCGGCUCCCGCGCCUGCACAGCGCACGGCGUCUUCGGCGGCGGACGAGGACGAGGAACUGCGUGCGCUCCAGGCCGAACUGGCCAUGUAG